CGAGCUGGAAACAUCUCGGCACACUUUGUCUCGCUUUCUCUUUCUCACUUUCUCCACCUCUCAGACUCAGAAACUCGCCCAGGUUUCAACCCAUGUCAAGAAAGUUAAUCUUAUUCAUACCAGUUUUGAAUUAUUGAUACUUUUUCAUUCUCUGAAAAAAAACAAGGAAAAAAAACUUGCAUCAUAACACCAAAAAUCCAUCCUAAAAGAGAUAAAAGUUUGGACGGGACGUUAUUGUUACGCAAAUUUACAGCCUGUUGCGGCCCAUGUUUAACGCAAGUUGAGGCAGUUAGUACUCGUUGGUUCAAGUAGAUUUAACAGAGAUCGACCGGAAGUGGACGUUUUUGCGAAAACUUUCCCCAUUCAGAGAAAACUGGUGGUGGUCGUUUAUUCCGCUUUCGGACUGAAUUAUGCUGUAGUUUAUACACUGUAUUAAGCAACAGAAGGGUGAAUUCAACAUAAUUUUGCGUAAAAGUGAGAACACUCGGCAGACACGAGCGAAAGUCUCAAAAAAGAAGAAGAUCUGUUGUGCAUUCCAAGUUGAAAAGUUUCCUGGGAAAGAAAGUAAGACCGAGAAAUUCGUGUCGGCUGUGACUUUAUUUAACUAAAUGUAAACGCAUGAUGUGACGCGAUGCUGUUACAAGUGUUGUAGUUUUAACAGUUUGUUCAUGGUGGGCACUGAAGAACAUUGAGUAGUAACAUCGGUUAAGUUUUUUUAAGGCUGUGACGAGGACACGGACCAGAGCUCAACUUAAGUGCUUCAUUGUGGCUGGAUUGUGGUAAAAGUUUGUGUAAAUUGUAGAUUCUUUGCAAUGUUGGACCGUUGAAUGUCACAUUUUUGACACGUGUGGAUUAAACGGGGAAAGUUUCUGAAAUUAUGGGGAUUUUAAGGAUUCAAGACUCAACAUUGGCUUCCACAAGUCCUUAAAUUGACUAGUAGCGCCGUUGGUUCAUUACUGCCAAGGAUUACAAGAAGAGUGACGAAGAAGCAUCUGUCCCAAUCUAGCUGCUGAACAACAUCUGCCACCACUCUUCCAUUCUACUUAUGAGACAUAUACCAGUGAGUGUCGGAAUACAAGUUUCAUUUCGUUGUAUUUAGAACUGUCCAUGUAAGACUCUAAUAAUAAGACGAACGACUUUCUCCAACGAAAUAAUACAUCAUUAUUCGGAAAUAAAGAAAAUGCCACUUGGUGGAAAAAGAUCAGCAACAACGAGACCACGUUGAGAGUGAGAAAUGAACAAUGAUCAAGCAAUGCAGAGCAUCAGCAGCAGCAGAAACACGAGGCGAUAAUAAUAAUACUACAACAACUCUUCCUCCUCUUAUGUAACCUUCUACCAACCAACUCAUAAGUUACAUCUGGCCCUAGUUUUUAGAGAUACAUGCAUGUCUCACAUCUCGUGGAACAUGGAAGUGCACACGACUCAUGUUUUAUGGUGUGGAUUCUGUCUAUGAAUUCUUCUUUGCCAGUGAUGCUCGUAGCUCGUCGUAGUGAAUGACUUGGUGGAUAUUAUAACUUUCUCUUUUUAUCUCUCUCCACGUCGCGUUCCACAUUUUCAAGAAGAGAUUACCCCGGAUUAUAGUUUGAUCUCGAAGGCUGGAAGAAAAUGCAAAUGUUAAAAAUAUGGAUUAAUGGAUUUUCACUACAAACUUAUCCUCUAAUCUCUCCUCCUCGUACUCCUCGUCCCAGAAAGAUUGAAAACUUUUAUUAAACUUUCUUUUUUCCAAAGAGAUUUUAAUCUUUUUCUAUACGAAACAAAAUGAUGGAACUUGGCUGUCAUCAGGCUUUGUUCUUGCUUCUCUUCGUAAAAGGGUUCAACUGUUUGUACGACGAGGGUCCAACCUUCAUCGAGGAGCCCGCGUCGAGGAUCGAGUUCAUCAAUGAGCUGGGAGUCCGGUUGAACUGUUCGGCAAAAGGGCGACCAGAUCCAUCCAUCCGGUGGACAUGGAGCGACGGGGCGAACCUGCCGGAAGUGCAGGGCCUUCGUUAUUUUUCCAGCUCAGAUGGCUCAUUAGUGUUUCCUCCCUUCGCGGCGGAGGCAUUUCGCCCGGACCUUUAUUCAUCCACUUACAGAUGCGUUGCGACCAAUUCCGUAGGAACAAUUGUGAGCCGGGACGUACAACUGAGGGCAGUGGUGAAGGAGUCGUUUGAAGCUCAUGUCGAGAGUCAGCAAGGAAUCCAGAGUUUUCCCACCGUGUUGGAUUGUGUGAUAACUCCGAAAUACAUGAGAGAUUAUGUACUUGUCACCUCUUGGGUGCGUGACAAGUCGUUCAACAUCCUCCCAGGGUCACUUGACUCUGACCUAAGUGACUCAAAGUACCACAUCCUGCAAGACGGAAGGCUAUUAAUUUGGCAAUUGUCGUCACAAGAAGCUCUCUCCAGUUACCAGUGUAGAGUCCUUCACAAACUGACACAACAUACGAUAGUGUCCGAGCCGGGGAGCAUCUUUCUCAAUGAGCUGGAAGGAGCAUCUCGUCCAGAAAUCCAAUUCCGAACGCCCAGUGUCAUCGUUAAGGAAAAUGAUAGAGUUAUUCUGCCCUGCAUAGCAAUAGCCCUGCCGAAGCCUUCUUUCAGGUGGUUCAAGAAGGAAGGAAGCCGUCUGAUUCCUGUGAUAGAUGACUCAUCAUUAGAAGACUUGCGGUCGUGGGACGCACAGGACUCGUCAAGUAGAAAAACCUCUUCCGGACUUAUCAAGCUACGUCACGGAGCUUUAAUCAUUACGUCCGUGAAAGUAGUGCACAAGGGUCUCUACCUCUGCAACGCGUCCAACUCUAUUGCAUCCGACUUCCAGGAGACGGAGUUAAUUGUACGAUCGCCAUUAGUGGUGAACUUGCAUCCAGAAAAUGCAGUCGUGGAUUUGGGGAAGAAUGCCGAAUUUACAUGUCAAACAAGCGGGGAACCACAACCCGGACCUGUGACCUGGCUGAAAGAUGGAGUCACGCUCCGAUCCGGCAGUGGGGCUGGAAGGAUACGCUUUUUAAGCCAAAAUAGACUAACUAUUACGGGAGUGGUGCGAGAAGAUCAGGGAAUUUAUCAAUGUUUUGCCAAAAACGACUACGAAACUGGACAAAAAGCUGCACAUCUCAGGCUUGGAGACGCCUACCCUCAAUUUAUCUACAGAUUUAUCGAGCAGACGCUCCAGCCGGGACCAGCCAUUUCGUUGAAGUGUAGUUCAACAGGAAAUCCGACACCGAAAGUUUCCUGGCUGCUGGAUGGAUUUCCUCUCCCACAAAGCGAUCGAUUCCUGAUAGGACAAUUCGCCAACGUGUAUGGAGACGUCAUUUCUCAUGUCAACAUUACGUCGGUCCGGGUGGAGGAUGGAGGCGAAUUUACUUGUACGUUUACCAACACUGCUGGCAAAGCAAGCCACACUGCACGACUGAAUAUUUAUGGACCCCCUCACGUCCGACCGAUGCCCGACAUAUUAGCCACGGCGGGUCAAAGACUUCAAAUUAAGUGUCCCGUGGGCGGAUAUCCAGUAGAGGCGAUUACCUGGCAGUACAACGGGGAGAAAAUUCCGCUGAAUGACCGGCAGAGUGUGUCCUCCAAUGGCACCCUAACCAUAGAGAAGAUGGAACGUUCCGAUGCAGGAAGUUUUGUGUGCAUGGCUGAAAAUAAGGGUUCAACUUCUGAAAGAUCUGUCAAUGUCCGUGUGAUGGUUCGAGCACGAAUCUCACCUUUCGUAUUCGACGAGGGGUUGCAAGAGGGGAUGCGAACGAAAGUGAUGUGCACCACGACUGCUGGGGAUGAGCCGAUAAACAUAUCAUGGGUGAAAGACGGCAUGCCCUUGUCCUCGAACAACAUCCCCACCAACACCAACAACCAUGGACAACAUGGACACUUUGGACACCAGCCUCAUUCACACAAUACGAACAACAACUCACACAACAAAAUGGCGAACCGUGGGCAGCAUGAACAUGAACACGCCAAAGUGUCGAUUCGCCAACUUGAUCAUUUCUCCUCAAUUCUGAGCAUUUCUCCCCUCGAGGAAUUCCACUCUGGAAACUAUAGUUGUCUUGUUUCGAACCAUGAGAAUUCGGAGACUGCAAUUUACAGCGCCUUUCUCCGUGUCAAUGUACCUGCGAAAUGGGUGAUGGAACCGGGAGAUCAAUCGGUAUCUGUUGGAUCGCAUGUUGCAAUCCAUUGCCAAACGCAAGGUUACCCCAAACCAACGGUUAAAUGGAGGCAAGCUGUUGGUGGACCAGAAAGGAAAGAGUUUCGAGAAGUGGGUUAUCGGACCCCAGGUGUUCUCGCGGCUGAGAAUGGGUCCCUUAUCAUAAGCAGAGUCACAGAAGACCAUGAAGGGUAUUACUCCUGCCAAGCGAACAACGGCGUGGGACCAGGAUUGAGCAAAUUAAUUCGACUGAUUGUAAAUGCUGCUCCAAGGAUAAGGAGUCGACCACAGAAGGAGAUGGUGCGAAGGGGAGAAACGGUACGCCUUCGCUGCGAGGCGGAAGGAGAUGAACCCAUUAGGAUUUCAUGGGUGGCCAAAGGGAUUUCCUUAAAUGACACCAAGGACCCCAGGUUUGCAACUAUUCGUCACCCUGCCAGCACUGGAAGCGGUUCUCCUUCCAUAUCCGAGCUUACUAUCCGAGACAUUUCCAUCGAUGACCGUGGCGACUUUGAAUGCACUGCAGUGAACCCUUUUGGACACGACUCGUUCCGAAUCUACGUCCUAGUUCAAGAGAGACCACAAGUUCCUAAAAACUUUCGAGUGGUUGAACACAGCAGCCGCACCGCAGUCCUUUCCUGGUCUCAAUCUGCCUCCCCUGCCGACCAAGAUUCCAACGUGCUGGACUACAUUUUGUGGUACAAGGACGCUUCCGAAAACUGGAGCGAACAAACGAACAAAAAAUCGGCAUCAGGAGACAAGAACUCCAUCGUCGUGACAGGUCUUUCCCCCGCGGCCAAUUACGACUUUCGUCUCUUUGCAAGAAACCAGCUUGGAAUGUCGGAUGCGAGCGAGAUUUUGCAGAUAACAACCGAUGGCGAACCACCCGGCGGCCCACCACUCCACAUUUCGGUGGAAGCCAUGUCCUCAACCGAGGUUCGAGUCUCGUGGCAAGCUCCGGCCAAGGAGUAUCGGCAUGGACGCAUUCUGGGCUAUAACAUUGGCCUAAGAAAAGCUAGGGAUGAGAAUGAGAGUCACAACUGGACGAAAAAGGGCACCACUCAAGAAUCCAGUGCGUCGACAUCCCUCCUCAGCGCAAAUCUCGCAGGGCUGGACAAGUUUACGGAGUAUGAAGUCGUAAUUUCAGCUUUUAAUGAACAAGGACAAGGUCCACCUACGCAAUCAUUCAUGGUCACAACGUUGGAAGAUGUUCCAAGUGCCCCUGCGGCCGCGGUGUCAUGUUCAUCCCCAACCGCACAUAGCGUCGCCGUGAGCUGGCAGCCACUUUCGAGGAAGCAUGCAAACGGGGUCAUUGUUUCCUAUCUGGUCGUCCUGGAACAGGUGGAAGAGGAUGGAGAAUUCUGGAGUGGGAGUGGUGGACCUCCAACAGAACUCGAGUCAAGAGUUACCAAUCAAGCCACAGCGUUUCAUGGACUUUCACCUUAUACGAAUUAUAGCAUUCAAGUUGCAGCUGCCACAAGUGUGGGCGAUGGUAUAUUAAGUGAAUCCAUUUUCUGCAGGACUUUGGAAACAGUUCCCGACGCCCCCGCGGACAUCAAAGUGCUAGGGUCUUCUGGCGACUCUUUUGUCAUAAGUUGGCUCCCACCCAAAACCGCCAACGGUCCGCUGACCAAGUACCAUUUGUACUUGCGCCUCGUGGAGGAGGGAAGUGGACGCGAAAUCCGGACACUAAAGAGAACGGUGCCAUCUUCGACGUCGAGUUACGAGGUGACAGAGCUCAAACGACGGGACGCGUAUGAGAUCUGGAUAACGGGAGAGAAUCGACUUGGGGAAGGUGGCCAAACCUCGGUGGUUAAAUAUGGGAGCAACGCGGCAGCUACCACGACUGUCACCACUAAUGGCAACAUUCCUGCGGGUAUCGUCUCUUUUGGGAGAUCCAUCACGGUUCCGUGGAAGACUGAAAUUUCGCUGGGCUGCAUUACUGUCGGAUCCCCAAAGCCAAUUGUCACGUGGAAGAAAAAAGAAACAAAAACGAUCGACCCUUCAAGCAAUAGCAAGUACGAGAUCAGCCCUAAGGACCUCAGAAUUAAGAAUCUUCAAAAAACAGACGCCAUGAACUACACUUGCUUGGCCCGGAAUCCGUCUCAAUCUCAACACAUCGUUUACACUUUACACGUUCAAGUUCCUCCAACGGCUCCGCUGCUGCAUCCCACACUGGUCACGGCCACUUCAGUCAGACUCCAGUGGAAACAAGGCGACAAUGGAGGUUCGUCCGUUCGAGGAUUUAUUCUCAACUUUCGAACUUUGGAAGGCGAAUGGGAAGAAAUCACGUUGUCCAGGAAGCUCUCCACCUUCCAAGUCGGACAUCUCAAGUGUGGACAAGUCUACGAGUUUUUUCUGAGUGCGUUCAACAAGAUCGGAAGUGGGGACCAAAGUCAGCCCGUGAAAGUUACGACGAAAGGGUCUCGCCCCCUUAUUCCGAACGGAUACCAGUUUCUGGAACCAAAUGCGAUGAGCAUCCGGAUCAAUUUGGCUUCCUGGGAUCCUCCAGACUGUCCCGUGUCCUUGUUCAUUAUCGAGUAUAAAGUCAAGAGCUCUUCGUCAUCCUGGAGUAUUUUAAGACACGAGGUAGGAGACCAAGAAGGGGGAAGAGCCGCGUCGGUGGACAAUAAAGUCAUACAAAUUAAUGAGCUCACACCCGAAACCGAAUUUCAGCUGAGGAUGAGGGCCGUGAAUGGGGCCGGGAGCACGACGGCUGAGUAUGAAAUAUCAACUUCUGUCUUCAAAGGAGGGCUCAGGUCCAGCUCUUCUUCUGGCGGUGGUGGUGGUGGGCCCAGCUCUUCUUCAUCCUCAAGUGACAAUGGUGGCGGUGCUGGCAGAGAGGACGACGACCACCACCACCAUCAACGCCCAUUCUAUCAAGACCUGCAUAUCAUUCUUCCCCUUAUCAUCGCAUCCUUCGCCAUCAUCUCUGCCACCGGGAUGGUGGUCCUCUGGCUGAGAAAAAAGAAAAUCUCCGAAGGGAUGAUGGAGUCGACGAAUUCCUUAGCCUUCCGCAGAGACCCUCACAUCACGUUUGGCGGAGGUCGGGGAGGAAUUGAUUACAUGGGCGAGCGAGAUUAUACCGUGAUUCGUGCCAAACUAAUGCCCGACUGUAAUGAUUACGUUCCAGAGAGUGCAGAUGAUAUCUACCCAUAUGCCACAUUCCACCUGCCAGAGAAGGAAAAUUUGGCUGAAAAUAUUCGUGAAGGGUUUCUGGAACCACCUUCAUCUCAACGGCUGUCAAAUGCAGGAGAGACUAUCCCCAUCCGACAAAUCCCUCGAGGAGGAGGCCAAGUCAGUGGGCCGCAGCAACAUCCCAUGCAGCACUUGGCACAGCAGCAGAUGAGGAGAAAGUCACGGAGCAGUCUGCAGGGGGGUGGUGGAGGUCGUGGCGGCGGCGGCGGUGGUGAGAGCGAGGCUGGCGAAAGUGACGAGUAUGAUGACAGCUGCGGUUCGGACUCGGAGGCCGCCCUGGGCGACGCUGGUCUCAUGAAUGACAACAACACGACCAGCUCACGACUCAAGCUGACUUCUUCUGGAGGAGGAGGAGGACUCCUCUACGCCACGAAUGGCAGGGGAAAUAUGUUCAGAAACAAUGACGAAACUCUGCUCGUUUCUGACCGCAAAUCUUUGCCUCGAGGGGGCAGAUCAAAGUUUUUAUACGGUUAUUCCAGUAAUCACCCCCGCGUCCUGAGUGGAGUUUAUGGUCCUUCGACCACCACGAUGGACCGACACGGCGGGGACUGUGACCUCAUCCAGCAACAAGGCGGGGGGAGUAAGACGGCCACGACGAGUUUUAUCUACGGGCCACCUCCGCCCUCAUCCCAACACCACCUCGAUCUGGACAUGGAGCUUAAUCAAAUUCAAAUGCCUGUGGAAUGUGAUAAUCGAAUUAACAAUGGUGGAAGAAACAUUCUGGGGACGGGAAGAUUUAUGACGAAUUUUCAAACAGGACCUCCUCAAGUUUUAGGCUUGUUUGGAGGCAACCCAAUCUCGUCCAAAAUGAGUAAUUCUGUCCUGGUGAGUACUAACAAUGCUGGUAAAGUUGCUGCUAAUAAUGUAGCUCCCCAGCAGCAAGAACAACAACAAAAUCCGGGAAAUGUUCACUCGGAUUACACUAUUGCUGUAUAGCAUUAGGCUUGUCUUAGAUUCUAAGUUAAGAUUCGUCCCCUUGUUAGAAGGGGCUUUUGAUAAUUGUAAUUUAUUGGGGCAACAAAAGCAAGCCUGCAUACUUACUUGUGUGUGUGAACCUCUGCAUCAGUGUGAGGGCGAAAUCAUCUGCGUAUUCAAUUAGACCAAAUCUUUUAAUGAUCUUUCUGUGUAAAUGGAUGGAGAAACAGGAACGAUGAUGAGGUUGGUGAAUGAACGAAUGAAUGCAUCUCUUGGUGUACAUGCAUUUGUAUUUUGUGAUAUUUUAAGUGGUUAAGUAUACACUUCUUACAACAACAAUGAUAUUAUUCAACAAUAAAAUUUGUACUGAAUUAAAAUUUGGUAAAUUUAA
Messenger RNA from Folsomia candida, 8614 nucleotides. RefSeq names its product Down syndrome cell adhesion molecule-like protein Dscam2. Gene Ontology annotation, cellular component: plasma membrane; axon. The record is from RefSeq and is a predicted model, not a curated record. The transcript has 44 exons. Gene Ontology annotation, molecular function: protein binding. Bases 1759 to 8244 code for a protein of 2161 amino acids. Gene Ontology annotation, biological process: cell-cell adhesion; axon guidance. NCBI's taxonomy places the organism in Eukaryota, Metazoa, Arthropoda, Collembola, Entomobryomorpha, Isotomidae.